UCUUUGAAUAUUUUUGUUUUUUUAUGAAACGAUUCGUUGAAUAAAGAAAAAGCUUUCAAAAAUCAUGAUUUUGAUGGUCGAGUUAGGUUUUUUACAGUUGCCCAAGUUGAUAUCUUGAUUAUAAUUGGAAUAAAAGAUUGGGUUACUAGAUUGUGGUUCUAAUUUGAUAUGGGUUUGGAAAGAUUCAGUCAUUGAAGUGUUGAACAGGAAAUUAGAUUACGAUUAACUGGGUCAGGAUUAUAAGAAGUAGCAAACCUCAAAAGCUGGGAAAAAUGAAGCAACAUUCUCAAGAUUAAACUUUAACCAGUUAUUGGAUUAGAGUUUGAAAUCCAAUCUUUGUGUUUGAUUGUGAAAGGAGUCUUUCUUAUUGCGUUAAAGAUGAAAUUUUGAAUCAUGGUAACUUUGGUAACAUAAAAAGAUUGGAUCUUGUUGAAUUUCUGAUCACGUAGCAGGAUUUGAGAAGUUCUGAAGAUUAAGAAGGUCUUGAGUUAUGGCAUUGCAAGAGAAGUUAGAUAGAUUUAAUAAGCAGCAGGAGAAGUGUCAGUCGAUGCUCUCUAACAUUGCAGCUAAAUCAACAUCUUCUAGGGCCACCACAACCCCAAAACCUGCACCUGUGGCUGCCUCACCUUUUCCCGGUGCAAAACCUCCUGCUCCUGUCAAAUUCUCAAAUGAUACCGAGAGGCUUCAGCACAUUAACAGCAUUCGGAAAGCUCCUGUUGGAGCUCAGAUGAAGCGUGUUAUUGACAUUCUGUAUCAGACAAGAAAAGCAUUCACACCAGAGCAGAUAAAUGAAGCAUGUUAUGUUGAUGUGAACGGCAACAAAGAUGUCUUUGAGGGCUUAAGGAAAAACCCAAAAGUUAACUAUGAUGGGAAGCGCUUCUCUUACAAGGCCAAGCAUGAUGCAAAAAACAAGAAUGAACUUCUUGUCUUGAUUCGGAAAUAUAUAGAAGGUAUUGAUGUUAUUGAUCUCAAGGAUGCGUACCCAAAUGUGAUGGAGGACUUGCAGGCUCUGAAAGCUUCCGGUCAGAUUUGGCUGCUAUCGAAUUUUGACUCUCAGGAGGACAUUGCCUUCCCAAACGAUCCCAGGGUACCUAUUAAGGUGGAUGCUGACCUUAAAGAGUUAUUUCGGUCUAUCGAAUUGCCCCGGGACAUGCUUGACAUUGAGAAAGAUCUCCAGAAGAAUGGAAUGAAACCUGCUACCAACACAGCAAAAAGGAGGGCUGCUGCACAAGUGCAGGGCAUUUCCUCCAAGCCCAAACCCAGGCAGAAAAACAAGGAGUUCUCCAAGAAGGCAAAGCUAACAAAUGCACAUCUUCCAGAACUUUUCCAGAAACUCAAAAAUACUUGAAGCCAGAAACUGAUUUGCAUUGGAGUCAGUUGGGCUGCUGCCGUAUUUACAAGGGUUCUAACCGUUAUUAAUGGUUAAACCAGUACAAUGAAACCUAUAUAUAUGUGGUAUAUAAACUACUAGUCUCCAACAAUCAUUACUACUCCCCUAUCUCUUCUCGAGAAUGCUAUUCCACUCAAAGAUGUAGACUUCGUGAAUCCUACUAAAUUGAAAUGAGGGCAAUUGGCCUGGAGUAAACUCAAUUCUUUGUUUUCAUUUUUAUUUAUAUAUAU
Durio zibethinus is the source of this 1620-nucleotide messenger RNA. RefSeq names its product transcription initiation factor IIE subunit beta-like. Gene Ontology annotation, cellular component: transcription factor TFIIE complex. Gene Ontology annotation, biological process: transcription initiation at RNA polymerase II promoter. Gene Ontology annotation, molecular function: TFIIH-class transcription factor complex binding. Lineage: Eukaryota; Viridiplantae; Streptophyta; Magnoliopsida; Malvales; Malvaceae. The record is from RefSeq and is a predicted model, not a curated record.